UCAUCGUUUUUACUCCCAGCUCUAUUGCUCCAACUAUAAAUUGACCUAAAUAAUUAUAAAUUUAAAGAAUCAUGAGUAUUACGGUGGAUCCACGUCGCAAAGAGAAAAUUAAUCGCUACAAGGCACCUAAAAAUGCCGGUCAGGGCGGAGCCAAUGAGGACAUGUUGCCCGACUACAUGAAUAUCUUGGGCAUGAUAUUUUCCAUGUGUGGUCUGAUGAUGAAGUUGAAAUGGUGUGCCUGGUUUGCCCUGUAUUGCUCGUGCAUAAGUUUUGCCAGCUCCCGUGCCAGCGAUGAUGCCAAACAGGUGUUGUCCUCCUUUAUGCUGAGCGUUAGUGCUGUCGUCAUGUCAUAUCUACAGAAUCCUGCCGCCAUGACGCCGCCCUGGGCAUCUUAACAUUUGCCAAUGAAUUGACAAACUAGACAAUUAAUUCCAAAAAGAUUUUCCUCUUUUAAAUAAACAAUAUGUUUUCUUUUUUUUGUUGUGUAAA
Messenger RNA from Drosophila willistoni, 489 nucleotides. Its product is annotated as protein Asterix. Gene Ontology annotation, cellular component: endoplasmic reticulum membrane. The record is from RefSeq and is a predicted model, not a curated record. Gene Ontology annotation, molecular function: protein folding chaperone. The transcript has 3 exons. Gene Ontology annotation, biological process: protein insertion into ER membrane. Bases 72 to 395 code for a protein of 107 amino acids. NCBI's taxonomy places the organism in Eukaryota, Metazoa, Arthropoda, Insecta, Diptera, Drosophilidae.